Messenger RNA from Glycine soja, 992 nucleotides. RefSeq lists its product as uncharacterized. Bases 341 to 754 code for a protein of 137 amino acids. The transcript is spliced from 3 exons. Lineage: Eukaryota; Viridiplantae; Streptophyta; Magnoliopsida; Fabales; Fabaceae. The record is from RefSeq and is a predicted model, not a curated record.
CGAUAGAGUUGUGUUGAAUGGAGAGAAUAGAGAUCCAGUCAAAACAAUAUCUUUCUCUCUCUGUUUGGUUUGGCCUCUUGCUGUAAGAAGCCAGCCACAGUACUGUUGCGCUCCUGUGGAACCAUCGAUGGGCUUUAACAGGUUCCACAUCGGUUGAGCUUUGUGUCAGAUAUGCCAAUAGUGUUAUCCUUAUUCUUGUGAUAUACUAGUUUGUAUGAUCAUAUUUUCUCGGAUUGUCUAGCAAGUUUAGCUCAAUUGGACGUUGAACGAAUUAUUAUAAAUCUAUUAAGAUUAUCUUCAAUUUCUACGAAAAAAAAAUAUUUUAUAGAAUUUUGAGAUUAUGGGUAGAAGUAGAGGAAAAGGUAAAAAGUUAACUAUUAGCAAUGAGGAGGAUGCCAUAAGUGAAGAAGAAGAAAAGGUUCCUAAGCAAAAAAGAAGAGGGAGGCCACAGAAACUGUAUAAGGAAGACUUUGAUGAAGAAGAAAUUGAGGAAAUAUUAGAAGAGGAUGCUACCAGUGGUGACAACGUUAUGAAUGUAGUGUCUAGCAAAGAGAUGAAAAUUCCGAGUACCACAAAGCAUGGAAGAAAAAGAAAACGGAAUUUACAAGAGAAAAUAGAACCAAUUGAGGAGAAAAUAGAAUCAAUUGAUGAGCUGAGAAAGUCAAAUGGAUUUCGGCAUAAUGGAAGCAGGCGUAAAAGCAAACCUCGUCGAGCAGCAGAAGCUGGUGUGCUGUGUAAGCAAGACUAUGCUUGAGAUAGCAUUAUUCUCAUCUUGUUGCCUGCUAUGUCAUCAACUAUAGCAAUUGAUUUCUUUCAUUUUGUUUUGUUUUAUUAAGGGUUUUUCUUUUUUCUUUUUUGGCCUUUGCUGGUUUGAGGGCUUCAUUUGGGGAUUCCCUUGUCUUUAUUUCCUAUUUUUAUUUCAAGCAUGAACCCGGAAAUUUAUUAUGAUGCAGGUAGUUCUAUAAUCACAUGUCAUUUUUUGUUUCAAAUCA